Molecule: messenger RNA, 1381 nt
Organism: Salvia miltiorrhiza (redroot sage)
Lineage: Eukaryota; Viridiplantae; Streptophyta; Magnoliopsida; Lamiales; Lamiaceae
Product: GDSL esterase/lipase At5g45670-like
Exons: 5
Coding region: 90-1184 (364 amino acids)
Molecular function (GO): hydrolase activity, acting on ester bonds
Source: RefSeq, a predicted model, not a curated record
UUUUGUAUAAAUAUAUGUCUUGAUCAAACAGCGAGUCCCUUGUAACUCGGAUCUUGGUUUCCUUCUCCUCCUAACUAAACCACAGGUAGAUGACGAAAACUAAUGAGCUGAAGAAAUGGAUGGUGAUGAGCUUGGUUGCGGCGGCGGCAAUCCUACACAACGCAGCAGUUGCGGCGGCAGAGCCACAAGCUCCAUGUCUCUUCAUAUUUGGCGAUUCAUUGAUAGACCCUGGUAACAACAACGGGAUGGAGACCCUUGCCAGGGUUGAUUUCCGGCCUUACGGCAUCGAUUUUCCGUUGGGGGCGACGGGGAGAUUCUCCAACGGAAAAACGGUAGCUGAUUUCAUCGCUGAACUUCUAGGGUUUGAGGAUUACAUUCCCUCGUAUUUGACAGCUCGUGGCGACCAAAUACUGAAGGGAGUCAACUAUGCAUCUGCUGCUGCCGGAAUCAGAGCAGAAACCGGCCGCCAUUGGGGAAAUCGGACUUCUUUCGACGGACAACUGCAAAACUUCAACAACACCGUCCAGCAAAUCACGGGCUUGCUCGGCAGCCGACGCGCCGCAUCAGAUCACUUGCGCAAGUGCGUAUAUAUAUCCGCAAUAGGCAACAACGAGUUCAUCAACAACUACUUCUUAACUCUAUUUUACAACACCAGUAAAGUCUACACAAUCGAAGAAUACAUGCGUCUUGUCCUCAAACAAUAUUCCGAGCAACUCGAGGUUCUGUACACCUUGGGAGCUCGAAAAAUCGCUAUAAUCGGAACAGCACCGUUGGGCUGCAUCCCGAUCAAUGUAGUGCUCAACAGCUACGAUGGCAAUUCAUGUGUGGAAAGCAACAACCUAGCAAGCCAGUUGUACAACAAAAAACUCCAAGCAAAGAUUGAUGUUUUCAACGCCAUGUUUCCUGAUGCACAAUUUACCUACAUCGACGGUUACAAUCCGAUGAGCGAUGUGUACCACAACGCUGAAGCUUAUGGUUUUAUAGUGAAGACGAGGGCGUGCUGUGGGUCUUCGGUAAUAUGCCUCCCUAACGACGGCAUAUGUAUAAACAGACGUCAAUACUUGUAUUGGGAUUUCGCACAUCCCUCAGAAGCUGCUUGCUUGCUGGUUGCAAGAAGAGCUUACCAAUCUCAGAAGCCAACCGAUGCUUAUCCCUAUGAUCUUCGCAGCUUGGCCCUACUUUGAAGAAGAUGAUCAUGGAAUCCAAUAACUCUCUCAAUUAAUGUACGGAAACUGCGAUGAUUAAUUUCGGAAAAUAUUAUUACUGCUUUCAUAGCAUUAGCACACGUAACUGAAGCUUCUGUUAAAGAUUUUUGACCAGCAAAUAAACGAGCAGGCAUUUCAUCAUACGGUUGGGAUGCAACAUAACUUCAUUACUAUUA